Sphaeramia orbicularis (orbiculate cardinalfish) is the source of this 3123-nucleotide messenger RNA. RefSeq names its product ATP-binding cassette sub-family D member 3. The transcript has 23 exons. Gene Ontology annotation, biological process: very long-chain fatty acid catabolic process; peroxisome organization; fatty acid beta-oxidation. The record is from RefSeq and is a predicted model, not a curated record. Bases 41 to 2026 code for a protein of 661 amino acids. Lineage: Eukaryota; Metazoa; Chordata; Actinopteri; Kurtiformes; Apogonidae. Gene Ontology annotation, cellular component: peroxisome; peroxisomal membrane. Gene Ontology annotation, molecular function: ATP binding; ABC-type transporter activity; ATP hydrolysis activity.
CCGAACCCGAACGUCUCGAGCCGGUCGUUGUGUCAGAAACAUGGCGGCUCUCAGUAAAUAUGUGACAGCGAAAAACUCGUCCAUAGCCGGCGGAAUUCUGCUAGUUUUAUAUCUGCUGAAACAAAGAAGACGCACGAGCAAACAGGACCGGUCAGCGAGAAAAGGAAGCUCAGAUCUACUCCUGAACACAGAGAAAGAUGGCAGAAAAGACCGUGCAGCAGUGGAUAAAGUGUUCUUCCUCAGAAUCCUCCGCAUUCUGGGGAUUAUGGUGCCUCGAGUUUUCUGCAAAGAGACUGGUUAUCUGAUCCUUAUAGCUGCCAUGCUGGUGGCUCGGACCUACUGUGAUGUAUGGAUGAUCCAGAAUGGAACCAUGAUCGAAAGUGGUAUUAUAAGCAGAGACAUCAGUCUAUUCAAGGAGCACUUUUAUUCCUACAUUUGUGUUAUACCGGCGAUAGCCUUGGUCAACAACUUUCUGAAACUGGGGCUGAAUGAGUUAAAGCUGAGAUUCCGCGAGAGACUCACGAAGAACCUUUACGACCAGUACCUCCAAGGUUUCACCUACUACAAAAUGGGCAACCUGGACAACCGGAUAGCAAACGCAGACCAGCUGCUCACACAGGAUGUCGAAAAAUUCUGCAAUAGUGUGGUGGACCUCUACUCAAACCUCAGCAAGCCUCUGUUGGACAUCGGUCUGUACAUCUUCAAGCUGACAAGUGCCAUUGGUGCUCAGGGCCCUGCUAUCAUGAUGGCCUACCUGCUGAUCUCAGGUCUGUUCCUGACCAGGCUGAGGAGGCCCAUAGGGAAGAUGACUGUGACCGAGCAGCGCUACGAGGGAGAGUACCGCUACGUCAACUCACGCCUCAUCACCAACAGUGAGGAGAUUGCCUUCUAUAAUGGGAACAUGAGGGAAAAACAGACCAUUUAUGCCACAUUCAAAAAACUGGUGGAUCACUUGCAUAAUUUCAUCUUCUUCCGCUUCUCCAUGGGCUUUAUUGACAGCAUCAUUGCCAAGUAUGUGGCCACUGUGGUUGGUUACCUGGUUGUUAGUCGACCAUUCCUGAACCUGGCCCACCCCCGACACCUGCACAGCACACACUCUGAGCUGCUGGAGGACUACUACCAGAGUGGGAGGAUGCUGCUGAGGAUGUCUCAGGCUCUGGGCAGGAUUGUUCUGGCCGGCAGAGAGAUGACCCGCCUGUCAGGAUUCACAGCUCGUAUCACUGAACUGAUGAAAGUCCUGAAAGACCUGAACACUGGCAGAUAUGAGCGCACUAUGGUUUCCCACCAGGAAAAGGAAUCAGACACAGCAGAGAAAGUCGUCCUGGUGCCUGGAAGUGGCAAAAUUAUCAACAGAGACAACAUCAUUAAAUUUGACCACACCCCUUUAGCAACACCUAAUGGAGACGUCCUCAUCAGAGACCUUUCAUUUGAGGUGAGGUCUGGAACCAACGUUCUAGUGUGUGGACCAAACGGCUGUGGAAAGAGCUCUCUGUUCAGAGUCCUCGGAGAGCUGUGGCCUCUGUUUGGUGGACAUCUGACCAAACCUGAGAGGGGGAAGCUCUUCUACGUUCCACAGAGACCUUACAUGACCUUGGGAUCUCUGAGGGACCAGGUGAUUUACCCUGACACCCUGGAGGAGCAGAGGAGAAAAGGCAUCUCUGAUCAGGUGUUGAAGGAGUACUUGGACAAUGUUCAGCUGGGUCACAUCCUGGACAGGGAGGGGAGCUGGGACACGGUCCAGGACUGGAUGGACGUCCUGAGUGGAGGAGAGAAGCAAAGGAUGGCGAUGGCCAGACUCUUCUACCAUAAGCCCCAGUUUGCCAUUCUGGAUGAAUGCACGAGUGCAGUGAGUGUGGAUGUUGAAGAUUACAUCUACAGCCACUGUCGGACGGUGGGCAUCACUCUGUUCACAGUGUCCCACAGAAAGUCUCUGUGGAAGCACCACGAGUACUACCUCCACAUGGACGGCAGAGGGAACUACGACUUCAAGCCCAUCACGGAGGAGACGGUGGAGUUCGGCUCGUAAUCCCCGACACCAGGCACCGCUCUGACCCACCCAGUCCAUUCAGCCUUUGCACUCAAGUCCUAGUUCUAACUGAAAACAGAUGUUUUUAAUCAUGUGUAACUAGUUUUUCCACCUUAUUUUCUUUGUUUUCUAUUAUUUAAAGCUCGACCGUAGUCCUGUCUAAUCAUUAAUUUAAGUGUGAUUAUGAAAAUUGUAAUUUAUGAUGCCAACGUGUAGGAUGUUUGAGCGGAGGUGAACGGAUGCAGAUACGAUACAGUGUCCAUGUUCUGACCCAAUCACAGUCAAGCCCUGUCCGAAUGUGGGCGGAGCUAAGGCUGGCUUUCGCACAUCUGACACAUUUAAUUAGGAUUAUUUUCAUUACCACUACAACUGGAAAUCUGACGAAUCUGUGUAAGAUGAGGGUAAGAAGCUGCUUCGAUGGUGAUUCAGUGUCAAUUUAAAGGUCCAGUAUGUCAGAGUUCAGAUUUCCUCAUCGUCGUCUUUUUCCUUAAUCACUUGAAAAUUAGAAUCGCUGUGUGUUUUUUUGCUUUUUUAGAAUCAUAUCAGAGCUCUGCACAGACUCCUGUUCCUCCUGUUUCUGUUUUAAACUGGGUUAGAGGACAGCCUCGUUACCUGAAGAACGGACCGGAGUUUAUUAAUUAACCUAAAUAUUCCACUGAGUAGAACAGACGUAACACACACCCAGUCUAACCAGCCCUUCCAGAUGCUGAGUUAGUUUACAAGUGUCGUACUACCACACACUGAACCUUUGCAUUUUUAUUAAAGAUGAUGCUUUUUUGUUCUCAGAUGAUAACGAAUCAGUCGGAGCCGUCAUCAGGGUCUGUUAUGUCAGAUUACAGUUAAAAAUAGAAAACAGAUGUAGUCAUGAAGGUUAGAACAGACGUCAUCCAACCACAGCUGUGUGUUUUAGAGUCAGGACAGAUGGAAUAACAGAAAGAGAGAGGAAGAGAAGUUUGACUAAAUAAAGCACUCAGAAUGCUCAUCAAUAACAGAUUUAGGAUUGAAUUAGGAUGAAGUUUGGUCCUAGUAGUUUUAGUUUUUGUUUUUUUUUUUUUCCCUAAAUCAGUCCAGCUGCUUUUUGACACCUGUUUAACUCU